Messenger RNA from Phodopus roborovskii (desert hamster), 3358 nucleotides. It is a transcript of the gene Proser2, whose product is annotated as proline and serine rich 2. The transcript has 4 exons. Lineage: Eukaryota; Metazoa; Chordata; Mammalia; Rodentia; Cricetidae. The record is from RefSeq and is a predicted model, not a curated record. Bases 134 to 1528 code for a protein of 464 amino acids.
UGCGGGUUGCAGUCGGAGUGGACACCUGCGGCCCACGGAGGGGACCUGGCUCGAAAACCUCCCCUGCCUCAAAAUGGGACCCUGGCUCCUACCCCAGUUCCUGUGAGCCAGCCAGUGACAGCUUCCUGUGGGGAUGCCUGGGACCCAGCAGAAAUCAGAGUCUUUGGAGAUGGACUCUGACAUGUCGCCAAGCUGCAGGCUCAGUGACUUGAGCAGAGGUGGCAGUCUGGAGAGUCGGAGCAGCAGUUCUCGGUCCAGAAGCUUCACUCUGGAUGACGAGAGCCUGAAGCACCUCACACACGAGGAAAAGGAUGUUAUCCUGUUCUUUGAAGAGACCCUUGAUUCUCUGGAAUAUGACUUUGACGAGCCAGCCCUGUGUGACAGUGGCAUUCAUUGCCACUCUCCACAGUCUCUGGAAGAGAGCCCUUCCAGUCACUCUGAACCGGAAGAUGUCAUCGAUUUAGUACAGCCGGGACCUGUGUCCAGGGAAGCUGAGAGCCUUGCAGAUGUGCCUCAAGUAGCAGGGGCCCCACCUGUUACAAAGCAGGACAAUUCUGUUCCUGGGGGUGGGAAACAAGCCGCUGAGAAUUCCCUGCCUCUAGCAGACUCCAGAGAUCCCGAAGUGUUUCCUCUGCCGCCUGUCUCUGUGCCCUCUGCCCCCCGAAAGGAGCUGAUGUCCCCCUCUCCUCCAGCAGAGCAUCCCAAACUAUCCCGCUCUGUGCCCACUCCCCUGGUGAUUGCUCAGAAAAUUUCUGAGAAGUUGGCGGGAAACGAAGCCCUGUCCCCCACCUCCCCAUCGAAGGAGGGCAGGCUUGGGGAAUGGAGGACGCCGACUUCUAUAGCCUCUCGAAAUGGGGACCAUGUUGGCUUGUGGCACCGACACACGACCCAGCCGGCACCCAAGAUCCACCGCUUCCCGAGCAACAUAAGCGUGACCAACAGCGCGGGCAAGGACUUCAACAAGACUAUCUCCAAGGCGGCUGUCAACGUGCAGGAGCGGAAGGCCCAAGUCCUGGCCAAUAUCAAUGGCAUGUCCUUCAUCACUGCAGGCGACACGUCGUCGGAAGAGCGGUGGCAGAAGGCAGAGGAGCAGAGGGGCGGCUCUGCGGAUACCCAGGGCAAGGUGGUUGUGGCCGGGGAGCUCGGGGGACCGCGUGCAGGAGGCCCAGCCAGGGCGCAGCAGUCCCGGGCUGUGCAGACUGAGCAGCCGCCGCUGGCCAACGGCUUCCAGAGCGUGCACGAGGCCCUGCGCAGCGAGCCCAGUGCCUUCGUCCCCACCAGCAAGACCAUCACCUUCCGGCCAGACCCCGCUGUAGCGGGCAAGCUUGUGCGCCAGAACGCCAGCCGCAGCCUGUAUGAGCCGCGCCUGGAUGGCCCCCAGGAUACCCGCAAACGCACAGGCUCGCUCCCCCGGGCUGCAGGCUUCCGGCCUCAGGGCAUCACAGUGCAGUUCGCAGGCCGCGGCUCCACGGAAGAAGCACGACGUGAGGCCCUGCGCAAGCUCGGGCUGCUGAAGGAGAACUUGUGAGGGCCAUGGGUGGGACUACCCGAGUGGCUAGGUAGACCUUGCAUGCCCGCACUGGGUGUCCGGUUCUAUAAGCACAGGAGCGGGGCGGCGCGAAGUGCUGCAUGUUCAGGGACGAAGUCUCUGCCCCAACCCCUGUAUCCAGUGCAGCAUGGAGUCAGAGGCCAGCGGGGCAAGGACCAGACCCCGGAGCUGCCCUCUUUCUUUGCUGGGGUUACAGAAUAACCUUUAGAACCUGUGGGCUUCCAUGGCUGCAGUUGAGCUAUGACUUACUUACACGAGGACAGCCUUGAAUUGACUUGGUCUAGGAUCUCUCAUCUGGCCCUUUAUCCCACGCGCAGGACUUGAAAGCCAGUGUAGCUCUGGCGCUCAGGAUUCUCCCUCCUCGAAAAUAAAAAAGAAAUGCUUGUUCAAUUUUCUCUAGUGUCAAUGUACACUUUGCAGUCUGUCUGCCUGUGUGGUGUUUUUAUUUUUGUUUUGUUUUUAAGGGUGGAAGAUGGUGGGAGUAAGAUUUACUGUAAUUUUGAGUUGUGAGUAAAACGGGGGUCGAAGUUGGGAAAGGCAGUAACUUUGAGAAAGCAAAUCUCGUGCAACUCUGGGAUGUGUGAAUGAGUGUGUUGUAUAUAACUAUAUGUACCUAAGCUAACGUAUGUAUGCACAUUUAUUAGUACAUAAGUAUCUACUUCCGAAGACACCAUUAUCUAACUACAGGAUAUGAGCACUUCCUUUUCUCUCAUACACCUUAGCAUUGUAAUGGGGCACUAAGAAUUCUUACUCCUAUUGUGGAAGUCGGCUAAGGAUGCAUGAACCCCAAGUACCUUUUCCUCAACAGUAUGUUCUGUUCCCAAUUAAAGUAACAUUUCCUGCUUUCAAAUAAGCAAGAUAGUUCCUGUUUUCACUUCACAACUUUUUUUUCAUUUAAAGAAAAAUUAAAAUCUUCUUUGUCCCCUUACUAGUUUUGUGUUGCCAGGCAGCUAGUAGACAGAAGGAAACGAUCUGAUUGGUUGAGUUCAUGAACAACUUCUCAGGAAUUAUCUGAAGGAGAAAACUGUGACCUCGAGUUGUGCAACAUGAAGUUUCCUUUUCUCCCAGACUUUGUCUUAGAGUUGUGGCCACAAGUGUUAUUAUCGAAACUAUUUAAGGCUGGAGUCGCAGACCUCUAAAAAUAGAUGGGGAUGGGCUGGCCUGAGAGCCACGCCCACCGGUCCUAGGCAGCUCUGUUACAGAACUCUUUUCCAGUUGAGUACUUUUGAGUCUCAGACUUCUAAACAAGCUGUUGACGGCUGUUGGAGGCCAUUUUCACUGUACUAAAAUUAACUUGUGAGUUACAUAUUGUUUCUUCAGAACCAUGGUCCAGCAACUCAACCAGCUCUUGUUCUCCUGAAGUCAUCUCGAACAUUUUUUUAGUCUUCAUUUAAAUAUGACUUUAAAUUUUAAAAAGUACCUUUAAUUUUGUUCCUACUUAUGAUGGAUUUGCUGACAGGAGCCAGGAGGUUUCCCUUUGGCAAAGUGAGAUGCCAUACACAGUGUUUAGUAAUUGAAGGUCUCGAUACAGCUGUUACAAAUAUCCUUUGUAGAGGAUUUUCCUAGAACUUUAUUGUGAAUAGAAUGAGUUUGACUGUAUAUUAAUAUAUUCUUGUAAUGACAUUUUUGAAAAACCAAUUUUUAUCUUACCUAUAAACAACUGUAUUACAUUAUGCACUAUAUUAUUUGCUUUUAAAGGGUUAUAUAUUUAUUCAUGUUUUCUUUCUAUUUAAUCCAUAAUUACAUUGACUGUUACUUUAAAUGUUUCUUGUGUCCAAAGCCCUAAUGAUUAAAGCCCCAUUUUUGUGA